UCGGCGUGUGUUGGGUGACAGCUCGAACAGAAAGCGUGCUGGAUCAACAUGGCUACGCUCGUCAAUGGAUUUGUUGAUCCUGUGUCCAGACAAUUGAGCGUGGGGCAAGACAAUGGAGAUCAGCAUCUCAGCAAAGAUCAUGAUGCAAUCAAGCUCUUCAUCGGCCAGAUCCCUCGGAAUCUGGAAGAAAAGGAACUGAAACCGCUUUUCGAAAACUUCGGCAAGAUCUACGAACUCACUGUUCUCAAAGAUAAAUACACUGGGAUGCACAAAGGAUGUGCUUUUCUUACUUACUGUGCAAGAGAAAGUGCCAUCAAAGCACAAAAUGCUCUUCAUGAACAGAAAACACUACCAGGGAUGUCACGUCCCAUUCAAGUCAAACCAGCUGAUAGUGAAAACAAAGGAGACCGUAAACUCUUUGUGGGUAUGUUAAGCAAACAACAAACAGAUGAAGAUGUGCUAAAGUUAUUUCAGCCAUUUGGAACCAUUGAAGAAUGCACAAUCUUAAGAGGACCAGAUGGCCAAAGCAAAGGUUGUGCUUUUGUUAAAUUUGAAAAUCCUUCUGAUGCCCAUUCUGCCAUCCGAGCCCUGCAUGGAAGUCAGACAAUGCAAGGUGCUUCAUCUAGUCUAGUCGUAAAAUUUGCGGAUACCGAGAAGGAGCGUCAGAUGAGAAAGAUGCAGCAGUUGUCUGGAAAUGUCAAUCUCCUCAGUCCCUUUACCUUUAGCCACUUAGGUCUCUAUGGAGCAUAUACGCAGAUACUGAAUCAGCAGGCUUUAGCUGUUGCCCAUCAGGGCUAUGUCAGUUCCCUAUCUCCUCCUCUUGGUCAACUACAGCUGCCUCCCAUCAGUCCUGCCUCUAGCCCAACCCUUCCACCCAGUCAGUCUUGCACACCCACUGGAUUAUAUGGAUCCAAUGUAACUGAUAAAAUGGGCAUGACUGCCCCUGCCCUACCUCCUUGCCCUCAAUUGCCAAAUUUUGCUCUGGGAGAUGUACCUUCCCAAUCAGAUAUUUAUGCCAAUGAUAUAUCUAGUCUGUCAAGCAAUCCUGUAUUGUUAUUCUAUCCCACUGAUUAUACUGAAGCCCUUGAGAAAGGCACUCCUCUGGCGAGUACUGAGCAGCCCUACCCUAGUCUUCCCUCAGCCUAUCCUUGUGUUUCCUCAUAUCCUGCAACCUUUGGCCAGUAUGCACCCACCUUAUGUCAGUCACCACCCCUCGCUUCUCCUGUGCAGAAAGAGGGACUGAAUUGGAAGUUUUCGAUGCGUUUAGGUCCUGAUGGAUGCAACCUCUUUAUCUACCACAUCCCCCAAGAAUUUGGAGAUGUUGAACUGAUGCAGAUCUUUAUGCCAUUUGGAAACAUUGUCAGCGCCAAAGUUUUUGUUGAUAGACUUACCCAUCAAAGCAAGUGUUUUGGUUUUGUGAGCUAUGAUAACCCUCAGAGUGCUCAUGCUGCUAUUCAAGCUAUGAAUGGAUUCCAAGUUGGAACAAAAAGACUCAAAGUACAGCUCAAGCGACCCAGGGAAUCAGGGCGACCUUAUUGAGCUAAAAAGGUGCCAAAGUGAAUCAUCCAAAGACCUCCCACCUGUCACUGGAGGAAGUCAUAUCACCCAGACUAUCAGAUGGGAUUAUUUAUUGGAGAGCCCUUGUAUAUAUCGUCUUCCUCUCCUUGUGAAUACAUUGGCGUAAUAUACACAUAUAUCUUUAGAUAAACUUUUAUGAAUAUUAUAUUGCACUAUGUCAUUUUGCAUAUCAUACUUGGCAACUAACUCAUAAGUCAUUGCAUGUUUAAAUUUUUUAUUUUUUUAUCAAGAACUUUCAUUGGUAAGUUGCUUAUUUCUCUUUUCCUUUCUUUCUUUCUUUCUUUUUCUUUUUUUUUUUUUUUUUGCAACUUAUUUUUAAAGGAGAGAAUUUUAAUGUAUACCCAGCAAACAAAAAAGCUGGAUAUUUUAAAAUACCAGGGAAAAGAAAGAAAUAUGUAUUUUGUAGAAUAUUCCUAGAACUAUAUAUCUCUUGUACAAAAAAGUUUUUUAUUGUGUCUUUUGUUUUAAAUUAUUAUAGUCAUAUUACUAAAAAAAAAUAUUUCUGUACAGAAACAUAUCUAUUGUACUUUUAUAUGCCAUUUAAUAUUUGAAGUAAAUGGUAAGGAUAUUUUGAAAUGUGUCAAAGAUUCAGUUAAAACUUUAAGAAGAAUAAAUUUUAAUCAAGUGAAUUUUUUAAAAAAAAUCUCAGGUAGCUUUGAAAAACAAAAUUUUUUAAGACAUCCAUAAUUUAAUUGGCCUUUACAAAUUGAUAAUAUAAAUCAUUUUUUUUUGAUAAAAGGCUAUAAAAUUGCAUGUACAUUAUAUAUACAUGCCACCUAAUUGUGGAAAUCUUAUAAAUCUUUAAACUAAAUUUCAUCAAGAAUUUUUUUUAAUAAAUUUUAAAUCUUUUUAAUGAAGUAUGAAUAAGAAUCCAACGAAAGUUUCUGAAAAGUGUGCCAUGUAAAUAUCUAAAGCUGAAUCAUCUCUUUUGGAUUCAUUCCAAAAGAAUUACUUUUUGCUUAGUUGACCCAUUUGAGUGUCACAUACAUUUCUGAUGCAUACAUAACUGGCAUCCAGUCUAUGCAAGCCAUAAAGAAGUAGAAGCAAAUUGCCAUGCCUCUAUUAUCCUCUUGUGCUAGUCUUUUUGUUUUUGCUCGAAAAGUAAUUUUAUAAGAUUUUAGCGUCCCUUGUAAAACCCUCACUGCAAACUAUCUAUUUUAAUACAAGUAAAGCUGACUCUCUGCUUAUGUAGAAAAUAGUCAAUGAAAUAUAUGAGCUUUGAAAGAGGGUCUUGAAGCAGUCAAAGAAUUUUAUAUUCUUUUUAAGAGAUUUACAGCUAUCAUCCAAGGAAUGUCAAGCAUUUAACUGUCCUUUUCAUGAAAUUCCAUAUUUUUCCAAUUCCAUGAUUAUAAACAUUUUUUUUUAACUCUUGUAAACAAAAAUUCAUGUUGAAAGCCAACACUUUUGAUAAUUAACAAAUUGAUAUUUCAAAAAAUAUAGUAUUCAAUAUAUGUGGGAUAGCUGAAAUGACUCCAAAAGUCCAUGAAGGUGCUAUGUUUUCUCUGCAUUUCCUUUGUAGAUAUUGUACUUCUCCAAACGCACAUUGCCAGCCCUUAAGAACACUCCUUGUUGUUGAGGAUAGAUAAAAGUACUUGGAUUCAUCCUUUUAAAAAGGAAUAAUAAAAUGCUUUAAUAAAGCAGAUAAUUUUUCUUUUUGAUACAAAUCCAGAUAACAUAUCUUGGUAAUCAGACAAAAAUAAAUGAAAGAAAGAUGGACACUUAGCUGUUAGUCAGUUUGCUGGGAUAAAUUUCCAAUGGCAAAAAAGGAUUUCUGUGGUUGCGAUGAAAUCCAAUUUAUAUUGAAAGAAUUUUCUGAGCUUAGUAAAAUCCAAGAAUGUAUAGUCCUAACACAAUUCAAAGUUUCUAAAGUCUUAGAAAAGUUUUGUACUCUUUGAAUUCAUACAGUCAUUUUUACCUGAAAUACAAAUCUCAACUUGCUACAUACAGGAAAUGAAAUAUUUUCCUCUGUAUAUAUAUUAUAAAUUUUCAUAGUGCUCCUCACUAUUUUUAAUAACAUAAAACAAAUCUAAAGAAAUGUAUAAAGGGAAUUUUAAUUUAAAACUCUGUGUCGUUUUUCUUUUGAAAGUGGCGGCUCAUACAUCAUAACUAUGUGGGUGCUAUGUAAAAUAUACUAGGAAGUGUUGCAUUUCUAUGUAAUUUAAAUUUUGUUCUUUUAAUUAAUUUUGAAUAAGUUAAUUAAUAAUUUAGUAUUUUGAAUAGUUUAAUAUUUUUUAAUACAGUAAUUUAAUUAUUAAAUUUUGACUUGAUGGUAAAUUUUUAAUUACUAACCAAUCAUGAAAUUUUAAUUAAAUAUUUAAAUUCAGACUAAAUUUUCUGUGUUAUUUUUCCUGCAUUUUUACUGUGAUUUUUAAUGAUCACUUAACUGAAGUUGAACAAAAAAAAAAUCAUAAAAUCUAAUACAUAUAAUAAUAAUAGUUUUCAUAACACAUUCAUGUGAUAAGUAUUAUUUUUAUAUGUAUUUAUUUCCUUGAAAGAAUUUGCUGUAUAAUAUUUUUUUAUUAUAAUUGAAUUUUCUAUUAUUUGAAAAUUUUCUUUUGUGGAAAAAUUGUGUAACCACGUAAGUGUUCAAAUAUACUUUUUCCUAU
This is a messenger RNA of Argiope bruennichi, 4184 nucleotides long. RefSeq names its product CUGBP Elav-like family member 4. Gene Ontology annotation, biological process: regulation of alternative mRNA splicing, via spliceosome; mRNA splice site recognition. The transcript has 15 exons. Gene Ontology annotation, cellular component: ribonucleoprotein complex; nucleus; cytoplasm. Gene Ontology annotation, molecular function: mRNA binding. The record is from RefSeq and is a predicted model, not a curated record. Bases 49 to 1539 code for a protein of 496 amino acids. Lineage: Eukaryota; Metazoa; Arthropoda; Arachnida; Araneae; Araneidae.